Messenger RNA from Cydia strobilella, 1470 nucleotides. Its product is annotated as acetylcholinesterase-like. NCBI's taxonomy places the organism in Eukaryota, Metazoa, Arthropoda, Insecta, Lepidoptera, Tortricidae. The record is from RefSeq and is a predicted model, not a curated record. Gene Ontology annotation, molecular function: serine hydrolase activity. Bases 1 to 1470 code for a protein of 489 amino acids. The transcript has 2 exons.
AUGAUUUUGCUAUCUUUGCAGGAAACGUUAGAGGUACCUCCAUUUGAAGGAGUCUACUCUGCUAAAGAUGAUACGGCAUUAUGUCCACAACAAGAUGACAUAAAUUAUAAAAUAAUCGGUACCCUGGACUGCUUACGGAUCAACGUUUACGUCCCUGAAGGAACUAACCCUGACAGUCUACUCCCAGUCAUGGUCUUCAUCCACGGCGGAGAUUUCAGGAGAUGGAACUCUAACAGAGACACUUACGGUCCUGAUUUCCUUGUCACCAAAGGCGUCAUUCUAGUAACGUUUAAUUAUAGACUAGGCGCGUAUGGAUUCAUGUCUAUACAUAGAUCAGAUAUACCAGGUAACGCUGGAUUAAGAGAUCAGUGGAAAGCAUUACUAUGGGUCAGAGAGAAUAUAGUAGCUUUUGGAGGAGAUAAUGAUGAUGUUACAUUGUUUGGUGAGGACGCAGGCGCUGCUUCUGUAGAAGUCCAUAUACUUUCAAAAAAUUCUAAAGGCCUGUUUCAUAAAGCUAUUUUACAAAGUGGAUCAGUGCUUUGUGAUUGGGCCAUGGCAGAACGGGAUACACAGGCACCGAUGAAAUUAGCUAAAUAUUUAGGACUAGAUACAGAUAAUGUCGACGACGCUUUAAACUACUUAUACACAAUUGAUCCUAAAUUGGUAAUAACUGCCUCUAUAGAUACAGGUCUCAUUGAAUCUUUUAAACCGACAGUCGAAAAAGAAUUCUUUCGCGUACAAUCUAUGAUAAAAGACAAGCCAAGCGAACUGUUAAAUGAAGCGUCGUUAUCAAUCCCAAUUAUAAUAGGAUUUAAUAGUAGAGAAGAUCAUCCUAACGUGCGUUACUUCUCAGAUUCUCUUGAUGGUUAUUUUAAAAGAGCGAAUGCGAGUUUCAGAGCUAAGAUAAAUAAUUACUUCAAUUUAGAUGACGAAGAUUUAGAUGAAGUUGAGAGUCGAGUUAGAUAUUUUUACAUACCCGAUCAAAACGUCGGUCUUCAUACUAUUGAAGCUAUGUUCGAUUUUGAUGCUGACUUCUCUUUAAUGUAUCCAAGUUUAAGAGAUAGCCGAUACUAUGUAGAAGCUGGUGCUACAGUAUAUUUGUAUACAUUUGAUUACGCCGGUGGAAGGAACUAUAUGAAGAAAAGAUUUAGGGUGAAUUUGAACGUUGGAGCUAUACAUGGGGAUGAGAUUGGGUAUUUAUUUCAACAAUCGUCUGACAUACACCCUCGAUGCUCAGAAACAAAUGAAGAUAAAGUGAUCAUUAAUCUAAUGACAUACAUGUGGACAGAUUUUGCCAAAACCAGUAACCCAACUCCAGCAAGACAUAUUUUCACCUGGACACCAGUGAUUGAAGAAUUCUCUUACGCUUUGUUAGGUGCCAAGCUGCAAAUGAUACAUCACCUCUAUCACCAAAGGAUGGCGUUUUGGGACCAAAUCUUUGAGAAGUACGGAGAAUUUAUGAGGUGGUAG